Empidonax traillii (willow flycatcher) is the source of this 885-nucleotide messenger RNA. It is a transcript of the gene LPAR2, whose product is annotated as lysophosphatidic acid receptor 2. Lineage: Eukaryota; Metazoa; Chordata; Aves; Passeriformes; Tyrannidae. The transcript is spliced from 2 exons. Gene Ontology annotation, cellular component: membrane. The annotation marks the transcript as partial. The record is from RefSeq and is a predicted model, not a curated record. Gene Ontology annotation, biological process: G protein-coupled receptor signaling pathway. Gene Ontology annotation, molecular function: lysophosphatidic acid receptor activity.
AGCGGCUCUGCCCCUCCGGGGAGAUGGGGAUCCCCUGGCAGGAUCGCCGGGGCGCCGAGGUCGAUGCUGAGCGCCGGGUUUGGAGGCGGCGUUGAGUUGCCAGGGCCGCCGCCAUGAGGCACUGCUUCUACAACGAGACCGUGGGCUUCUUCUACAACAACUCCCGCAAGGAGCUGACCACGUACUGGCGCACCAAGGACGUGCUGGUGGUGGCCCUGGGCCUGAGCGUCAGCGUCAUCGUGCUGCUGACCAACCUGCUGGUCAUCACGGCCAUCGUCAUCAACCGCCGCUUCCACUACCCCAUCUACUACCUGCUGGGCAACCUGGCGGCCGCCGACCUGUUCGCCGGCGUGGCCUACAUGUUCCUCAUGUUCCACACGGGGCCCCGCACGGCCGGGCUGUCCCUCAAGACCUGGUUCAUCCGGCAGAGCCUGCUGGACACCAGCCUGACGGCCUCGGUGGUCAACCUGCUGGCCAUCGCCGUGGAGCGGCACCAGACGGUGUUCACCAUGCAGCUGCACAGCAAGAUGUCCAACCAGCGCGUCACCGUGCUCAUCUUCUGCAUCUGGGCCACGGCGCUGCUGCUGGGGCUCAUCCCCUCCUACGGCUGGCACUGCCUGUGCGCGCUGGACCAGUGCUCCAGCAUGGCCCCCCUCUACAGCAGGAGCUACCUGACCUUCUGGGCCGUCUCCAACCUCGUCAUCUUCCUCGUCAUGGUGCUGGUCUACACCCACAUCUUCGUCUACGUCAAGAGGAAGAUGACGCGCAUGUCCAAGCACACCAGCUUCCACCCCCGCUACAGGGAGACCAUGAUCAGCCUGGUCAAGACGGUCACCAUCAUCCUCAGUGAGUCCCCCCUGGGAUCCUCAGCGGCCCGGCUGGGGG